AUGGUAUGUUGCUGCGAUUUCCGUAUCGCCCCGGUCAUCUACUUGAUGUGCUUUUACUGCUGCUACAUGAUUCUCGUUUUUCCUAUCAUGGAGUUCGUCGGAUGGUGUUUGCAAUACGCUCUUGGAUAUGAGUUCGGACCCGAUUCACCUGUCUCCAAAUGGAUAUAUUUUGGAUGUCUACUCAUGUUCAUUCCAAUGUACAUUGGACUCUUCUAUUGGAGUUGGGUGAAACAUCGUGCCAAGCAACUGUUUACGCCAAAGUGGAAAACUAACGAGCCCCUCGACGAAGAAGACGUUAUAUGCACCAUUUGUUACGAGAUCAUUGUCAAUCCCCGCACUCUCCGCUGCCAACACUCGUUCUGCAAAAAAUGCAUCGAUCAAUGCCUUCCCCAGUCGAGACGUUGCCCAUCGUGCCAACAGUGGGUUUAUUGGAGCAGCAGAAAUAAACUUUUCAAAUCGAAAGUUUUGCGUUGGGUGAAAGAGAAUGGGCGCGAGGAGGAGUACAAAGAGGUGGUUGCCAUAAAGAAGGAACAGAAGGUGCCGAAGAUUGGAUUCUGGAAGAAGUUUUGGCCAAUGAUUGUUCCUUUCUUGGAGGUUCACAUGGUUCCUCGCGAAGACCGACGUGCCCGCCGUGUUCGUGGAUUCCGUCUCCGUAGAAACAACAUCGAACCAGCCGCCCCAGCCCAUGCUCCUCAAACUCUCAUCGUGAAUGUCAUUGAUGAAAUGGAAGAUGUGACUGAUCAAGAGUUGGAUGUUUCCUCCGUCAACCCACCAGUCGCCGCCCUUCACAUCCCUAUGCCAAACAUUGUUGAGGUUCCCGAGACUUCUGGAUCUUCAGAUUCCCUGGAAUGCAUCUGCCACACUUUCCCCGACAUUGCCGUAUCUCCAUAUUCUGAUGAACACAUCGUCGCUUCUUCCUCCUCCCUAUCUUCAAUCUCGAGUCAUGCAUCUGACGUCCAGCUCUAA
Molecule: messenger RNA, 966 nt
Organism: Caenorhabditis briggsae
Lineage: Eukaryota; Metazoa; Nematoda; Chromadorea; Rhabditida; Rhabditidae
Exons: 5
Coding region: 1-966 (321 amino acids)
Biological process (GO): double-strand break repair
Cellular component (GO): nucleus; site of double-strand break
Molecular function (GO): ubiquitin-protein transferase activity; nucleosome binding
Source: RefSeq, a predicted model, not a curated record